CACAGGGCGACUGGAUAGAAAUGACGAGGCGCAAUUUGACGGGUGACAGUCGUACAAAGAUGUCUUGAUCUGAUAAUCCUUUUCUCCUCGUCCUCUGCGACCUCGAAUUCGACUUUGAACAUCGCCGUCUUGUUGGAUAACAUAAACCCUACUACAGGCGAAGACUCAAGAGAAAUCCUAUCUGAGGUGGGAGAAUCUACCGAAUACGAACGAAGAAUUUCAGAAUACGGAGCAUUGCAGAAGCAUGGACGAUCAGGUCCAACGAUUAGUCGACAAGGCAUGGAAGCUCCACGAAGAGCUCCCAGCGAGUAAGCGACUAUUGAUCGCGAUCAGCGGCAUUCCGGGAUCAGGAAAAACCACCCUCGCCAAAACCCUCGUCACCCGCCUCAACGACCACCACAAAGAAGCCUCGCCGGCGCUGGGCCAACAUCUCUCCCUCGCCGCCUUCAUCCCGCUCGACGGCUUCCACUACACGCGCGCCCACCUCUCCUCGAUGCCGAACCCGACCCUCGCCCACGCUCGCCGAGGCGCGGCAUUCACAUUCGAUGCGCCGGGGUUUCUCGCGCUGGUGCAGAAACUGCGCGAGCCGAUCCUGCCGGAGACCAGCACGGUCCAUGCGCCGAGUUUCGACCAUGCGGGCAAGGAUCCGGUGGAAGGCAGGAUCGGGGUGCCGAGCACGGUGCGCAUCGUGGUGUUCGAGGGGAAUUAUCUGUCUCUGGGAAAGACAUCGUCUUCUUCGUCGAAAGAAUCUGAGAAAGAAGGAGAAGAGACAGGCGAAGAUGAUCCGGCGAGGAAAAUCGCUCCGGAGUGGAAAGCCGCGGCGGAACUCAUGGAUGAAUUAUGGUUCGUCGAAGUCGAAGAGAGCAUCGCCCGGAAGAGGUUGAUCCGACGGCACGUAGCGAGUGGGAUUUGUAAGGACGAAGAAGAGGCUGCUAGGAGGGCGGAUGAGAAUGAUCUCGUGAACGGGAGGCAGAUUCUGGAGGGAAGGUUGGAUGUGCAGGAAAUUAUUGUUAGUAAAGAGGACGAGGAGUGGAAACCGGCGGAGACGGAGACGACGUGAGAGGUUGAUCAUUUGAAUUUCUUCUGGAAGAGAUCUUGUUUUCAAGUAGUAAUGGCAAGGAGUGAGAUGAUGGCCGACUGAUGCAAGAUUUUGAGGGCUUGGUCUCUUGGUCGACACUCCCUCUCACUUCGUUCCACCGCCGACGCUCCCUGCUGCUGUGCUGGCCCCGCUA
Molecule: messenger RNA, 1232 nt
Organism: Dissoconium aciculare CBS 342.82
Lineage: Eukaryota; Fungi; Ascomycota; Dothideomycetes; Mycosphaerellales; Dissoconiaceae
Product: P-loop containing nucleoside triphosphate hydrolase protein
Exons: 3
Coding region: 245-1060 (271 amino acids)
Cellular component (GO): cytoplasm
Source: RefSeq, a predicted model, not a curated record